AUGGCGGCUGCCCGCAGAGGUAGAUGGGCCCAGCGGUGGCCUGCAGAGGUAGUCGGUCUAGAGAAAAAGGAUGUUUCAAAAGAGAAGAAGUCUUGUGGCAAUGCCUCAGUGGUCCAGGUAACUACCAGAACUCGGAAAUCUGCGACAGAGACUAAGGCAGCAGAAAUGAAACACAUAGAUGUACAUACAGGAAAUAAUAAAGAAAAAGUCAGUAAAGCCAAGCAGAACAAAAGAAAGGUGGAUGCUGAAGCCCAUCUGUCAGAUGAGCCUGUGAAAGAGGAACCAGUUACAAAAAAAAAAAAGAUGGAAAGCAAAUCCAAAAAUAGUACCGAGGUGCCAAAGGAUGACAGCAAGAUGGAGGAGACUAAGGGGGACAAUAAAAAGCAAAAUACUUCCAUUAAAAAAGGUGCAAAGAAGAAACCUCAAAAAGGUAGGUCAAGUGAGAAGGGCAGCAGACUUGCUCAGGAGACGCAGAAGGAGAUAGCUCUGGCAGAGCCUCCUUCCAUGGAGCUGGCUCAGGAGGAGGUCUCUUCCGGUCCUGAACUCACUCAGGUGGUGGUCACCCCUACAGGCUCUACUCAGCCCGGGCUUCCUUCUCCCAUGGAUAUUGCUCAGACUGGGCCUGCUCAGAUGGAGCUGCCUUCUCCCCUGGAGCCUCCUCAGAUGGAGCUGCCUCCUCCCCUGGAGCCUCCUCAGAUGGAGCUGCCUCCUCCCCUGGAGCCUGCUCAGAGGGAGCUGCCUUCUCCCCUGGAGCUUCCUCAGAGUGAUCCGCCUCCUCCCACAGAGCCUCCAGGGAUGGAGCAGCCUCGUCCCAUGGAGCUUACUCAGAUGGAACAGCCUCCUCCCAUGGAGCCUGAUCAGAUGGAGCCUCCUCCUCCCAUGGAGCCUGCUCAGAGGGAGCCGCCUCCUCCCAUGGAGCCUGAUCAGAUGGAGCUGCCUCCUCCCAUGGAGUCUCAUUGGGGACAUUGUCAGAAGAGGCAGCUUUGUCCUUUGGACCAUGCUCAGGUGGAGGUUGCUCAGACAGCGCCUCCUCACAUGGGAUCUGUUCAGAAAGAGCCUCCUGCUGUCAUGGAGCCACCUCUUCAAGUGAAACCAGUCACCAAAAGGUCUUCUCCCCGAAAAGAAAGUACCAAGGAGAAGUCGGGCAUUUGGAGUGAGGUGGUGCGACAGGCGCAAGUCCUUAUUGAAGUUGGCUUGGUGCCUGUUAGAGAUAACCAGCUUCUGAAGGGAAGCAAUCUUCCAAAGGGAAACUCAAGAAGAGACGAGACACGUAAGGACCAAGAAAUUGGCUCUGAUGGGGAAGGAAAUAAAAUGGCCCCUCUCAAGAAAGUGGGAACAGAGGAAGCUGGCAAGAGUCUAGCUAUGCUUGCUGCUCCCAAGGAAUCUGCCAGUGUCUUAUCCUCGGAACAAAACUCAAAUGGGUCAGGUGGUGAAAUGUUACAUGCUAAGUGUCAGACUGGUUCAGCUGGGAUUUGUGAAAUGGAAGUAGACACUGAGCAGACCAGUGUCCCUGUGAAAGCCUCAGUACCCGAACCGGCAUCACCAUUGCCUCCUGUCCCAUCACCAACCAUAACGGCCUUGCCUCCUAUCACUUUGGCUGAAAACGAGUCACCAGACAUUGAUGAAGAUGAAGGCAUCCACAGCCAUGAUGGAAGUGACCUGAGUGAUAAUAUGUCUGAGGGAAGUGAUGAUUCUGAGCUGCAUAGGGCUCGGCCAGUGCCACAAGAAGCAAGUUCAAAAAGUGGGAAGGAGGGGUUGGCAGUGAAAAUAACUGAGGGAGAGUUUGUUUGUAUUUUCUGUGAUCGGUCUUUCAGAAAGGAAAAGGAUUACAGCAAACACCUCAAGCGCCAACUGGUUAAUGUAUACUUCCUUGAAAAAGCAGCCGAGAGGUGGGAGUAG
This is a messenger RNA of Peromyscus maniculatus bairdii (prairie deer mouse), 1899 nucleotides long. NCBI's taxonomy places the organism in Eukaryota, Metazoa, Chordata, Mammalia, Rodentia, Cricetidae. The record is from RefSeq and is a predicted model, not a curated record.